AUGCCCCGGGGACAAAAGAGUAAGCUUCGUGCUCGUGAGAAGCGCCGCCAAGCCAAAGAUGAGACCCAGGGUCUCAAGAAUGCUCAGGCCGCUGAGGAAAAAGGGGCCCCCUCAUGCUCCUCUUCUGUUUCUGAAGAUGCUGUCCCCAGCACCUCUGCUGCUGCCUUUUCCCAGAAGCCUACCACCACUGCUGCUGCAGGUGUUUCACAGAAGAAGUCUGGUAAAGGUGCCAAGAGCCGAGGGGAGGGAAGUGCCAGUACCUCUAAGAUCCCACCCUCCACUGAGAGUGCCCAGAGAGAUCUUCUCACCAAGAAGGCAGGGAUGCUGAUGCAGUACCUGCUGUACAAGUAUAAAAUGAAAGAGCCCAUUAUGAAGGGAGAGAUGCUGAAGAUUGUCAACAAAAGGUUCAACAAAAGUUUUCCAGAGAUCCUCAAGAAAGCCUCUGAGCAUGUCGAUCUGGUCUUUGGCCUUGAGCUGAAGGAAGUCAAGCCUGGUGGUAACUCCUAUACCCUUGUCAGCAAGCUAGAUGUCACCAACAAUGGAAGUCUGACUAGCUUGGGCUUUCCCAAGAAUGGGCUUCUGAUGCCUCUCCUGGGUGCGAUCUUCUUAAAUGGCAACUCUGCCUCUGAGGAGGAGAUCUGGGAAUUCCUGAAUAUUUUGGGGAUCUAUGAAGGGAAGAGGCACAUAAUCUUUGGGGAGUCCCGAAAGCUUAUCACCCAAGAUCUGGUGCAGGAGCAGUACCUGGAAUACCGGCAGGUGCCUGGUAGUGAUCCUCCACACUAUCAAUUCCUAUGGGGCCCCCGAUCUUUUGCUGAAACUAGCAAGAUGAAAGUCCUAGAGUUUUUGGCCAAGGUCAAUGAUACUGUCCCCAGUGCCUUCCCAUCCCAUUAUGAAGAGGCUUUGAGAGAUGAGGAAGAGAGAUCCCAACCCAGAGCUGCAACCAGGCGUGGUGCUGCUGCCAACAUCCAUACAUGUUCUAGGGUCACACCUGGCAGUUCCUCCUGCCCUUAG
This is a messenger RNA of Marmota flaviventris (yellow-bellied marmot), 1011 nucleotides long. Its product is annotated as melanoma-associated antigen B2-like. The record is from RefSeq and is a predicted model, not a curated record. Gene Ontology annotation, biological process: negative regulation of transcription by RNA polymerase II. NCBI's taxonomy places the organism in Eukaryota, Metazoa, Chordata, Mammalia, Rodentia, Sciuridae. Gene Ontology annotation, cellular component: nucleus.